UGCAGCUUUGCAGGUCUAUUACGGUCUGCAUUAUCUGUUAGAUAUGGACCACCGACUUUGGCCUUUGCAUAGAGCGGACGAACAAAUGUCUGUGCCUUUGACGUCUACACAGCGGCAGCGCAAGAUUCAACUCACCGAGUUGUUGUUACGUGAUUUGCGAUCACAUAUACGAUGGCUUAGUGAUACUGACCUCGAUAAAGCAAUCCGGCUUCUGGAAGCCCUUUCUUGGGAGCUAUCGAACUGGGAGUACGCGUAUAUGUGCAGCCAGGCUUCUGUUGAGGAAUCGCAUCCGCCGGGACGUACGUCCAUUAUCCAAGACAUUCAAAUAAGUCAACGAAGGCAGUCCAGGAGUAACGGUGAGGGAUGUUAUCCACCCCUGCGCCGAGUCUUCAAUCCUAGUAAGCCUCCACUUUACAGGAUCAAAACCAAACGUCGUCGCCCUGCAGCGGCUGUCUCCACCAACGAAUCCAAGCAGUUGCCGCAUACGUGACAGCAAUGAAAAGGAUUCGCAGCGAGUGGAAUAAUCUGCAGCAGAUGCAUUUAUCUAUGAAGCUUACUUGGACAGAAUUCAAAAAGAUGAAGAAUAAUUGACCAUAUUUUGUACAUCUAUAACCAAAAAGAGUAUACGCUUUUAUUAUCA
Dicrocoelium dendriticum is the source of this 640-nucleotide messenger RNA. Lineage: Eukaryota; Metazoa; Platyhelminthes; Trematoda; Plagiorchiida; Dicrocoeliidae. The record is from the annotation of a GenBank genome assembly.